CAGAAUCAGAAAAAUGAAAUGGAAACCCAAAAGCAUCCCUCCUCAUCCCUUCUUCAAGAUUAAAGGGUAUCCAAGAAUUUACAUUUAAUUGAAAGGGAAAACGAAAAGAAAAGAAAAGAAAAGAAAAAGAGCAACAAAAGUUUACUGGUUCUGGUUGGCUCAUAACUUGUUUUAAGCAGCACAUCUAUACAAACAAAAACAAAAACACAAAAAAGAUAGAAAUUUUAUUUCCCAUUUGCAGAUGUUAGAACAUAGAAACCCUUAUAAAGUGGAAAACUGAAACAGAUGAUCGUUUCUUGGUUUCCAUCUGAAAUGGAAUCCCAGAUUUUCUCCCCCAAUUGGGUCCCUAUAAAACCCGCAAUUCACACACAUUGAGAAGUGGCUGUGUGUAAAGAAGAGUUUUUUGAAGAGGGGAAAAAAAAAGGGAACAAAAAAGAGGAAUCUUCACACAACUUUACAGGUGAAAGUAAUGAUGGCUUCAGGUUCAGGAGGAAGCAGAGCUUCAAAUAAUCCUCAGCAGCGACAAUUAAGAAGUGGAGUACAAGCUCAAUCUUCAGGAACAAGUCAGUAUACUGUGAAUCAUAAACAUCAGCAGCCUAGGGAGUCAGUGACAGUGAGCAAAGCUGUGGCUCAAUACACAGUGGAUGCUAGGCUUCAUGCUGUGUUUGAGCAGUCUGGUGAGUCUGGAAAGUCUUUUGAUUAUUCACAGUCUGUUAGAACUACCAUAAACUCUGUUCCUGAGCAGCAAAUUACUGCAUAUUUGUCUAAAAUUCAAAGGGGUGGUCAUAUUCAGCCUUUUGGUUGUAUGAUAGCUGUGGAUGAGAGUUCAUUUAGAGUGAUUGGUUAUAGUGAAAAUGCCCGGGAAUUGCUUGGUUUGACUCCACAGUCUGUCCCCAGUCUUGAGAGCCCUGAAAUUUUCACAAUUGGGACUGAUGUUAGGACUCUUUUCACCUCAUCCAGUUCUGUUUUGCUGGAGAGGGCAUUUGGGGCUCGAGAGAUUACAUUGAUGAAUCCGGUUUGGAUUCUGUCAAAGAUCACAGGAAAGCCAUUUUACGGUAUAUUGCAUAGGAUUGAUGUCGGAAUUGUGAUUGAUUUGGAGCCCGCUAGGACUGAGGAUCCAGCAUUGUCUAUUGCUGGAGCUGUACAGUCACAGAAACUAGCUGUACGAGCAAUUUCAUACUUGCAGUCGCUCCCCGGUGGAGAUGUUAAGCUUCUGUGUGAUACCGUGGUAGAGAGUGUGAGGGAGCUUACAGGGUAUGACAGGGUUAUGGUUUAUAAGUUUCACGAUGAUGAGCACGGUGAGGUUGUGGCAGAGAGCAAAAGGUCUGAUUUAGAGCCGUAUAUCGGAUUGCAUUACCCGGCCACUGAUAUUCCUCAAGCUUCCAGGUUUUUAUUUAAGCAGAAUAGGGUUAGGAUGAUUGUGGAUUGCAACGCAACUCCUGUUCGGGUGAUUCAGGAUGAAUCACUUAUGCAACCUUUGUGUUUGGUUGGUUCAACACUGCGGGCACCUCAUGGUUGCCAUGCUCAGUACAUGGCCAAUAUGGGUUCAAUUGCCUCAUUGACAUUGGCUGUUAUCAUUAAUGGAAAUGAAGAAGAGGGUGGCGGGGGCCGGAAUUCUAUGAGGCUUUGGGGUUUGGUGGUUGGUCACCACACUUCUGCUCGUUGUAUUCCUUUUCCUCUGCGCUAUGCCUGUGAAUUCCUAAUGCAAGCCUUUGGUCUCCAACUGAACAUGGAGUUGCAGCUGGCAUCGCAGUUGGUUGAGAAACGUGUUUUGAGAACACAAACACUUUUGUGUGAUAUGAUACUUCGAGACUCUCCCACUGGGAUUGUUACACAGAGUCCCAGUAUUAUGGACCUCGUGAAAUGUGAUGGUGCAGCUUUGUACUACCGAGGAAAGUACUAUCCAUUGGGUGUCACGCCUACUGAAGCCCAGAUAAAGGAUAUUGUACAGUGGUUAUUGGCUUACCAUGGGGACUCAACAGGUUUGAGUACUGACAGUUUGGCUGAUGCAGGGUAUCCUGGAGCAGCUUCCCUUGGUGAUGCUGUUUGCGGAAUGGCAGUGGCAUAUAUUGCUUCGAGAGAUUUCUUGUUCUGGUUUCGGUCUCACACUGCCAAGGAGAUAAAGUGGGGUGGCGCAAAGCAUCAUCCCCAGGACAAAGACGAUGGGCAGAGAAUGCAUCCUCGUUCUUCGUUCAAAGCAUUUCUGGAGGUGGUUAAAAGCCGUAGUUUGCCAUGGGAGAAUGCCGAAAUGGAUGCAAUCCAUUCACUGCAGAUUAUACUGCGGGAUUCGUUCAAGGAUGCUGAGGGAAGUAAUUCUAAAGCUGUAAUGCAAACUCAAGAUAUGGACCAUGAGUUGCAAGGGAUGGAUGAGCUCAGCUCUGUUGCCAGAGAAAUGGUUAGAUUGAUUGAGACUGCGACAGCACCAAUAUUUGCAGUAGACAUUGAAGGCCGAAUAAAUGGGUGGAACGCAAAGGUUGCUGAAUUGACAGGCCUGUCAGUUGGGGAAGCUAUGGGGAAGUCCUUGGUUCAUGAUCUCGUUCACAAAGAAUCAGCCCAAACUGCAGAAAAGCUUUUGCUCCAUGCUUUAAGAGGUGAAGAAGACAAGAAUGUUGAGAUAAAGCUGAGAACCUUUGGAGCUGAACAGCAUAAGAAAGCCGUUUUCGUGGUGGUUAAUGCUUGCUCUAGCAAGGAUUAUACAAACAAUAUUGUGGGGGUUUGUUUUGUUGGUCAGGAUGUUACUGGCCAGAAAGUGGUCAUGGACAAAUUUAUUCACAUCCAAGGUGAUUAUAAGGCCAUUGUACACAGUCCCAACCCUCUAAUUCCGCCUAUAUUUGCUUCAGAUGAGAACACAUGUUGUUCUGAGUGGAACACCGCCAUGGAAAAGCUUACGGGUUGGAGCAAAGGGGAAGUAUUGGAGAAGAUGUUGGUAGGGGAGGUUUUCGGUAGUUGUUGUCGGCUUAAAGGUCCAGAUACUUUGACAAAAUUUAUGAUCGUUCUUCAUAAUGCAAUUGGCGGGCAAGAAACUGAUAAGUUCCCUUUCCAAUUUUUUGACCGAAGCGGGAAGCUUGUGCAAGCUCUUCUGACAGCUAGUAAGAGGGUUAAUAUGGACGGUGAGGCUAUUGGAGCCUUCUGUUUCGUGCAGAUUGCAAGUCCUGAACUGCAGCAGGACCUAAAUAUCCAAAGGCAACAGGAAAAGAAAAGUUUCUCAAGGAUGAAAGAGUUGGCUUACAUUGUUCAAGAAAUAAAAAAUCCGUUAAGUGGAAUACGCUUUACUAAUUCUCUUUUGGAAGCUAUGGAUUUAACUGAAGAUCAGAGGCAACUUGUGGAGACAAGUUCUGCAUGCGAGAAGCAAAUGUUAAAGAUCAUAGGAGAUGUUGAUCUUGAAAACAUUGAGAAUGGUUCAUUGGAACUUGUAAAGUCAGAUUUCUUGCUGGGGAGUGUAAUAGAUGCUGUCGUUAGCCAAGUGAUGAUAUUGUUGAGAGAGAGGGGUCUGCAGCUGAUUCGGGAUAUUCCGGAAGAGAUCAAAACACUAGUUGUGUAUGGCGAUCAAGCAAGGCUUCAACAGGUCUUAGCAGAAUUCUUGUUGAACAUGGUGCAUUAUGCGCCAUCUCCAGAAGGUUGGGUGGAAAUUCAGCUUAGACCAAGUUUAAAGCAACUCUCCACGGGGAUAAAUAUUUUGCAUUUUGAAUUUAGGAUUGUGUGUCCUGGUGAAGGUCUUCCUCCCGAACUUGUUCAAGAUAUGUUCCACAGCAACCGAUGGGUGACCCAAGAAGGGCUGAGCCUAAACAUGUGUCGGAAAAUCUUGAAACUUAUGGAUGGUGAAGUUCAAUACAUUAGAGAGUCUGAGAAAUGUUAUUUUUUGAUUUUUCUUGAUCUUCCCAUGCAAGGGCGAGGCUCUAAGAGCAGCAUGACCUAGGCUAGGCUACUUUUGCCCACGAAUAUGCAUAUUUUCUGGAUGAGAGUCUUGACACUUGACUACAGCAAUUGGACUUGGUAUUCUCGCCAUUUUUUUCCAGACUGUUUCCUGAUUCACGUGAAACAGGUAAUUUGAACUGGAGGUUUUUUUUUCUCCUCUUUCCCCUUUUUGUAUUUUCACGAGAGUCAAGACUGCUUAACCAUAAUGAAUAUCGAGUUCAUGAUUGUUGCACUGCUCUUCAGCACAACACGCGAGUCCUUAGGUAAAAAAAAAAGAGUCAACUUGGACCGGUGUUGGUCGUUCAUUGCGAAAGCAUCCCCUAUAAGAACCACAGAAGGAUUGUAAACACUGAAAAUUUGUAUUCAAAAGCACAUAGUUAUUGUACUUAUGGGUUCUACUUAUCAACAAAAGAAUAAACAUCAAUGGAGAAAAGAGAAGCAACUUAUGAUGUUAUAUAGUCUUGGUAGAGAUUGUACUAUAGUUUACUUACCAUUUUAGUUUGUUAAAAGUUGGGUUUCUCUUUGUGUUGUCUUGCGGUUUUCUGUUUUUGCUUCAUUUCUCAAGUUUGCCAGAGGUGUGAAUUUCAUUUCACAUUGUGGCCUUAUAAAAGAGAGUUGUCCUAAGAUUUAUAUAAUGACUUUUGUUCUCAACUGACACAACAGAAACAAUAAUUCCCUCCUAUGUUUCACAGUUCUCUUCUAUAUUUGGCUUUACUAUAUAAUACUCCCUCUG
Oldenlandia corymbosa var. corymbosa is the source of this 4648-nucleotide messenger RNA. The record is from the annotation of a GenBank genome assembly. Lineage: Eukaryota; Viridiplantae; Streptophyta; Magnoliopsida; Gentianales; Rubiaceae.